Loxodonta africana (African savanna elephant) is the source of this 12870-nucleotide messenger RNA. Its product is annotated as zinc finger protein 669-like. Gene Ontology annotation, biological process: regulation of DNA-templated transcription. Bases 1 to 357 code for a protein of 118 amino acids. NCBI's taxonomy places the organism in Eukaryota, Metazoa, Chordata, Mammalia, Proboscidea, Elephantidae. The transcript is spliced from 5 exons. The record is from RefSeq and is a predicted model, not a curated record.
AUGCACCCAAUUUCACGAGUGACAACCAGGAAAACAGACUUGGAAUCUCGGGUUCAGUGGGGCUGGUCCCGCCUGAGUACGUCCCUCUCCCCCAAGACCACCCCGAAGCAGAGGCAGCAGCAGCGCGUCGCGGGCGCGCGACCAGCGGCCGCGGGAGACGAGGACUCAGUGUUACUUAAGGAUGCGGCUGUGAACUUUAUCCAGGAAGAGUGGGCUUUGCUGGACUUUUCUCAGAGGAGACUCUUCAAAGAUAUGAUGAUAAAAACCUUCAGAAACCUGUACUCAGGUCUUGUGUUGAAGAAUAAAGUCUCAAACGUGAUGGAUAUUUUCACUGCCCUCAUAGACCUUAGAAUCUAGUAGCUUCUCCAUGAAAGUGAAAAAGUUUUCCAAUAGACAAAAGUUGUCCAUGAAGAAUGACUCCUGGUCAUCCACGAUAGGAGUAAUCUGUGAAUUCCAUAACAUUGAAGAUCAGUGCAACAACCAGGGAAAGUCUGUAAGGUAAGUAUCAUUCAUAUGACAGUGAGCAGUUCCUCAGGAGUGAGUUUUCAGCUGUCAUGAUAUUUCUGUGUGUGUGUGUGUGCAUGUAUGUGUGCAUGCAUAAAAUUAGUUCAAAAAUGGUAUGUUCACAUAAUUUUCACAACACAGUAUUUCCAUAAAUGUGAAUCAUAUAUUUAGUAUCUGAGACAUAGUUCACUGGUACACAAUUAUCAGAAAACCCUUUUUAUUUAGAAAGACUGUGACAGUAAUGAUAUCACCUUCUUUGAGGUAAUUCAAACUAUGCAACAUGAGACAACUCAGGGCAAAAAAGACAUAUUCACUGUGUAUGGUAAUUAUGAAAUGUAUCAAAUUUAAUUCUAUCAAUUUGCUGUCUAUAUUUAACAGAAGAUAUAUGGGAGAGAGUCACCAUGAAAGUAAAGAAGGUAUAGUAGAGAAAAAUAAUGAAGGUAAUCAGUAUGGAGAAACUUUCACCAGGAUUGUAGAUCUUACCGGGUUCAAAAGAAUUCCUACUGGAGUAAUUCUUCUGAAUGUUGAGUGUACAGAAAAUCCUUCAUAGGCUUCAUAGACUUUAAACAUCACAUCAGAUCUCACGUUGGAUACAAACCUACCAGUGUAAAGAAUGUGGAAAAGUCUGUGGUUUCCUUCUUACCUAAAACCUUGUGUAAGAACUCUUACUGAAGAGAAACUUUGUAAAUGUAAGAAUUCUAGUGAACCCUGUAGUUGUUCCUCACAUUUCACUAUACAUAUAAGAAUUCAGUGUGGAAAGAGGCCUUAUCAAUGUAAGGGACGUGGAAAAGCCUUUCAUUAUUCCUCACGCCUCACUACACAUAUAAAAAGUCACAGUGGAGAGAGGUCUUAUGAAUGUAAGGAAUGUGGGAAAGGCUUUAGUUCUUCCUCAAAACUCAUUACAUAUAUCAGGGCUCACAGUUCAGAGAGGCCUUAUGAGUAUAAGGAAUGUGGAAAGCCUUUAUUAGUUCCUCAUGCCUCAUUAGACAUAUAAGAACUUAUAGUGGAGAGAAGCUUUAUGAAUGUAAGGAAUGUGGAAAAGGCUUUAGUGACUGUCCAUUCCUUAGUAGACAUAUAAGAAUUCACAGUGGAGAGAGGCCUUAUGAAUGUAAGGAAUAUCGGAAAGGCUUUAGUUGUUUCUAACACCUCACUACAUGUAUAAGUUCUCACAGUGGAGAGAGGCCUUAUGAAUGUAAGGAAUGUGGGAAAGCCUUUAGUCAUUCCUCACACGGUGAAGAGAGGCCUUUUGAAUGUAAGGAAUGUUUGUCAUUCCUCAAACUUCACUAGACAUACAAGUUCUCACAUUUGAGAGAGGACUUACUAAUGUAAGAAAUGUGGGAAUGUCUUCACGUGUCCCUCAUCCUUUGCAACAAUAUACAUAUAGGUAUCAUUGGGUAACAUGCAUCCUUUAUCUUUUCUGAAACCUGAAAAAAGAAAUAUGGCAGAGAAACCAUAUAAGUGUAAGGAAUAUAGGAAAAUUUUUCAUUUUCUUCCCUACUUUCAGUCACAUUCAUGUAUAUGGAAAAGUCUUCCCUAUUUAACUAAUGGAACAUGUGAGAAGUCACACAGAAGAAGUAUCAUGUAAAUGUAAAGUACUAGAGAACAUCAUGUGAGAUAUUACAUUUUGGAUUGAUCCUGUAUAUAUAAAAGGUGGUGAAAGCCUUCAGUGUCCCUCCUCAGGAUGCCUAUGAAACCUCGCACAGUUGAGGUACCCUGUAACUGUCAGCAUUGAGAAAGCCAUCAAUCAUGUAGUUUCUAGAUUUCUGCACAAGGAUAUUUAUACUAGGGGAGGAAUCUUAUCAGAUGUCCAAAUGUGAAAAUUACCACUGCUUUAUACCCAUGUGCAUUAAUUUCUACUUUUUAUUUUCUGUUAAACAUUCAGGUGAUAAAUAUUCCCCUAAGAUUCCUUUCAGUCCUAUUCUAGGUCAUACAUUUUUAUAAGUGUUGUUUGCAUUUUGUUCCAAUUUAUAUAAAAAUUCUCAUUAGAAAGUUUAUCAGUAUGUGGUUGUUUUGAAGUAUGUGUUUUCUUUUCAUCAACAAAGUCAUGUUUUAAUAUUUUUCAGUACAAAGCAGCAUGCCCUAAUUGUAGAAAAUUUGAUUUGAACUGAAAAUUACAUGUUAAAAAUAUCACUUAGGAUAUCACAACUCUUGGCGUUUUGUUUGAUUUUGCAGCCUUUCAUUACUACAAAUAAUGGCUUUAAUAUAAUCGGGAUUGUACAGAAUGUUUAGCGUGCUAGUGUAAUUUUUUGCAUUGCAUAUCAUUUCUUUCUGAAUAUUAUCAGGAUACCUGGUUUACUGAUGAUUAAACUGCACAGAAAGUUUUAACCCAAAAUCAUCCCACAGAAGUGCCCUCCUCUGAAAUGGUGGUGUAAGAAUCAGGGUUUGCAUGGAUAGUUGACUCAUUCUGGGACCCUAGGCAAUGGUAUGACAUAUAGAGCCCCACCAUGACCUACCUGCUGUGGAUCUUCUUUCCCAUGCACCCACAGAGCCUGUGCUCAGUCACAGAGUCCUGUUUUUGGUAAUUCUGACCAUCCGUGUGUCUCUCAGUUUGUCAUACUGUGGGAGCUUGCAUGUUGCCAGGAUACUGGAAGUUUUGCCACUGGUAUUUCAAAUACCAGCAGGGUCACCCUAGGUAAACAGAUUGCAACAGAACUUCCAGAAUAAGACAGACUAGGAAGAAGACCUGGCAGGCUACUUCUGAAAAAAUUGCCAGUGAAAACCUUAUGAAUAACAACAGAACAUUGUCUGAUACAGUCCCAGAAGAUGAGACGCUCAGGUUGGAAGGCAGUCAAAAUAUGACUGGGGAAGAGUUGCCUCCUCAAAGUACAGUUGACCUUAAUGAUGUGGAUGGAGUCAAGCUUUUGGGACAUUCAUUUGCCAAUGUGACACUACUCAAAAUGAGAACAAAGAGCUGCAAACAUCUGUUAAUAAUCAGAAUGUGGAAUGUACAAAGUAUGAAACUAAGAUAAUUGGAAGUUGUCAAAAAUGAAAUGGAAUGUAUAAACAUUGAUAUCCUAGGCUGAAAUGGACUGGUAUCGGCAUUUUGAAUCAGACAAUCAUAUGCUCUAUCAUGAUGGGAAUGACAAGUUAAAGAGGAAUGGUGUCACGUUCAUUGUCAAAAAGAACAUUUCAAGAUCUAUCCUGAAGUAUAACACUGUCAAUGGUAGAAUAAUAUCCAUACACCUAUAAAGAAAACCAGGUAAUAUGACUAUUAUUCAAAUUCACGCAGCAACCACUAAGACCAAAGAUGAAGAAAUUGAAGAUUUUUACUAACUUCUGCAGUCUGAAAUUGAUCAAAUAUGCAAUCAGGAUUCAUUGAUAAUUACUGGCAAUUGGAAUUCAAAAGUUGGAAACAAAGAAGAAGGAUUCGUACUUGGAAAAUACGGCCUUGGUGAUAGAAAUGAUGCCAGAGAUCUUAUGAUAGAAUUUUGCAAAACCAAUGACUUCUUCAUUGCAAAUACCAUUUUUCAACAACAUAAACCAGGACUAUACACGUGGACCUCAUCAGAUAGAAUACACAAGAACCAAAUCAACUACACCUGUGGAAAGAGAUGAUGGAGAAGUUCAAUAUCAUCAGUCAGAACAAAGCCAGGGGCCAGCUGGACCAGACCAUCAAUUGCACAUAUGCAAGUUCAAGUUGAAACUGAAGAAAAUUAGAACGAGUCCACAAGACCCAAAAUACGACAUUGAGUACAUCCCACCUGCAUUUAGAGACCAUCUCAAGAAUAGAUUUGACACAUUGAACACUAAGGACCAAAGGAGGAGUUGUAGAAUGACAUCAAGGACAUUAUAUGUGAAGAAAGCAAGAGGUCAUUAAAAAAGAAAAUACCAAAAUGGAUGUCAGAAGAAACUCUGAAACUUGCUCUUGAACAUAGAGUAGUUAAAACAAAGGGAAGAAAUGAAGAAGUAAAAGAGCUGAACAUAAGAUUUCAGAGGGCUGCUCAAGAAGACAAAGUUAAGUACUAUAACGAAAUGUGCAAAGACCAGGAGACAGAAACCAAAAGGGAAGAACAUGUGUGGCAUUUCUCAAGCUGAAAGAACUGAAAAAAAUUUCAAGCCUCGAGUUGUAAUAUUGAAGGAUUCUACGGGAAAAAUAUUAAAUCACACAGGAAGCAUCAAAAGAAGAUGGAAAGAGUACACAGAGUCACUGUACCAAAAAGAAUUUGUUGACGUUCAAUGAUUCAGGAGGUAGCAUAUGAUUAAGAACUGAUGGUACUGAAGGAAGAGGUCCAAGCUGCACUGAAGGCGUUGGCAAAAAACAAGGCUCCAGGAAUUGAUGGAAUACCAAUUGAGAUGUUUCAACAAAUGGAUGCAGCUCUGGAAGUGCUUAAUUGUGUAUGCCAAGAAAUUUAGAGGACAGCUACCUGGCCAACCAGCUGAAAGAGACCCAUACUUGUGCCCACUACAAAGAGAGGUGAUCCAACAGAAUGCAGAAAUUAUUGAACAAUAUUGUUAAUAUCAUACAAAAGUAAAACUUUGGUGAAGAUCAUUCAAAAGCAGUUGCAGUAGUACGUUGACAGAGAAUUGCCAGAAAUUCCAGCUGGAUUCAGAAGAGGAUGUGGAUCCAGGGAUAUCAUUGCUGAUGUCAGAUGGAUCCUGGCUAAAAGCAGAGAAUACCAGAAAGAUUUUUACCUAGGUUUUGACUAUGCAAAGGCAUUCAACUGUGUAGAUCAUAACAAAUUAUGGAUAACAUUGCAAAGAAUAGUUAUUCCAGAACAUUUAAUUGUGCUCACGAGGAACUGUACUCAGACCAAGAGGCAGUAGUUUGAACAGAACAAGGGGAUACUGCAUGGUUUAAAAUCAGGAAAAAUGUUAAAGUUGUAUUCUUUCACCAUAUUUAUUCAAUCUGUAUGCUAAGCAAAUAAUCCGAGAAGCUGGACUAUCUGAAGAAGAACACUGCAUCAAGAUUGGAUGAAGACUCCUUAACAACCUGCAAUAUACAGGUGAUAUAACCUUGUUUGCUAAAAGUGAAGAGGACUUGAAGCACUUACUGGUGAAGAUCAAAGACCACAGCCUUUAGCAUGGAUUACACCUUAACAUAAAGAAAACAAAAAUCCUCACAACUGGACCAAUAAGCAACAUCAUGAUAAACAGAGAAGAGACUGAAGUUGUCAAGGAUUUCGUUGUACUUGGAUCCACAAUCAACACUCAUGGAAGCAGAAGUCAAGAAAUCAAAUGAGGCGCGUUGCAUUGGGCAAAUCUGCUGCGAAAGGCCUCUUUAAAAUGUUAAAAAGCAAAAAUGCCACUUAAAGGCCUAAGGUUCACCUGAUCCAAGCCAUGAUGUUCUCAAUUGCCUCACAGGCAUGCGAAAGCUGGACAAUGAAUAAGAAAGACCGAAGAAUAAUUGAUGCCUUUGAAUUAUGGUUUGAUGAAGAAUGUUGACUAUACCAUGGACUGCCAGAAGAAUGAACAAGUCUGCCUUGGAAGAAGUACAGCAACAGUGCUCCUUAGAUCCGAGGGUGGUAAGACUUCUUUUCACACACUUUGGACAUGUUACCAGGAGGGACCAGUCCCUGGAGAAGACAUAAUGCUCUGUAAAGUAGAGGUUAGCAAAAAAGAGGAAGACCUUCAAUGAGAUGGAUUGACACAGUGGCUCUAACCAUGGGCUCAAGCAUAAGAAUGAUUGUGAGAAUGGCACAGGACCAGUCGGUGUUUUUUUUCUGUUGUACAUAGGGUUGCUAUGAGUCAGAACUGAUUCAACGGCACCUAACAACAGAUGGACUAUGGACCAAGACAAGACCUGAGGCUGCACUCGCUGGGCUGCACUGGAACGGUAACCUCUGAUCCUCCUGGUGUACACACCCAUGACAGCCUGGACAAGGUGGGAGCCCAGGUAUGGUUACUUAAUUGUGGUGAUAACAAAAGGGGUUCUUAGGCCUGGAGGUUUAUUUAGUGCCACUGUGCCCCAGGCUGCUUCACUAACUCCUCAUGUAAGGUGCCUGGCAGAUGGUUGCUGCUGGUAGCAGAAGCCUUCAAAUUAGAGUUUCCCUUGACCCAGCAAUUACCCUUGUAGAGUCAUCUUGUGGAACUCCCUGGGCACUAAAACGGCGCCUGGAUAGUGGAAAGCAUGAUAGAUAGUGGAAAGCAUGAAAGUCAGUGUCUAACAGGAAGGAAUUCGUUAGAUAAAUGACUGGCUGCACAGCAGGGUAUUGUACUGCCACCUAAAGGAGUUUUUUUUCAAAGUUUGGAAAGUCAUUCACUUUUGGGAUGGGAGUUGAGAAAUUCAUUAACCUUACACUCAGUAGCAUAAUCAAAGUUCUGAACAGUACCUGUCUUCUUUCUAAAAAUCUCCCUCAUGCUGCCUCUUUUUAGUCAAACCUCUAAAAGCCCCUAUGCGAAUCAUGCAGUAUGUUGCUUUUUGAUCCUUUCACUUAGCAUGAUAUAUUUGAGAAUCAUCUGCACUGAUGAACGUAUUGAUAGUUUGUCGUUUUCUUUUUUUUGCUAUUCAGUAUUCCAUUGUAUAUACACACUGUAGUUGUGUUUUCACCAUGUGGAGGAUAUUUGCAUAUCCCCUUGUUAUGAAUAAAGCUGUUAAACCAUUCUUUCAUAGGUUUUAUGUCAACAUAAUUUUUAAAUUUUUCUUGCAUAUAUCCCUAAGAGUGGGAUUGCUGUCAUAUGGUAAGUUAUGUUUAACUUUUUUAAGAAACUGGCAAACUUUUUUAAAGAGGCUGUGCCAUUUAAUAUUCCUAAAGUAACCUAUUCUGCCCGUUUCUGUUGGGAUCUAGAGAGGCUCUUUUCUAGGGGAAUUAACACACUUCUGUUUUGCAGGGGAGGUGUUCGGGUGGUGACUCAUCUGACAAGCAGCCCCACGUUGGCUGAGCAGAGGGGUUGACACGUACCAGUAUCAGUUAGACCUCAGGCCCAUAUUUAUCAAGCUCCACUGCUGCAGCCAGCUUAGUCUGAGACCAGGGCCAGACAGUCUUUUGUGGAAAAUAGUUUCUCUUCAGGUCCCAGCUGUAGGAUGUGGCUGCUGUGCCUCUUUACCACAAUGCCAGAGGCUGUCGCCAUUACUACACUCCUGACGUGGUAACUGGAAAAAAAAAAAAAAACUAGUGCCAUCGAAUAGGUGUGCAAAUCUGCUCACUCCCUCCACCUCUGCCGGCUGUGCAGAUGUUGACAUGUCAGAGGGUGAGGAUCCAUAUAGGUGGUGAUCUUGGGUCAAAGGUCACAGGUUCACGGCUCAUUCCUGAUUGAUUCACCCUCAGUGGGUGUUCAAGAGCCAUAGCCACUUCUCCAAGAGUCCAGGUCUUUUCGUCCACUUCUCCAAGAGUCCAGGUCUUUCCGUCCACGCCGGCUUGUUGCUUACCCUAAAGUGCUGGAAUCAGCUGUCUGCGUGGUGCUUGAGUCCUUGAGAAGAGGGGGGUCAGCUAAUGUGGAUGGGGCUUUUUCAUUUGCUGUGCUCUCCCCUCCCAAAGCCUUCAAAGCAACAUUUGUGUCCUGUCUCCAGAAGGAAAAAUUUAUUUCCACAUUUUGUAUCAAGGAAACUGUCCCCAGUCUUGUCCUUUCCUCCUCAACUGGCGAUUCUAGCAUAUUCUGGUAACACUGGGUAUAAUUUCCCUGUCUUUGGGUGUUGGUUAUUUAUUUUGAUAAAUUAUAUUCAGGUGAAAAGAGAAUCUUUUUCAGGUUAUUAGGGAGCCCAUACAUCUAACAUAAGUAAAUCUAUGAGUGUGUGAAUGAAUAUAAAUACAAACCGAUCACGAAGAAAAGCUCUACAUUCAGUAUGCAGAUUGAAUGAGUCAGGGUCCAUGCCUUGCACCAGAACCAGUUGACUAAAUGCAUAAAAUUCUUUGAAGAAAAUAUAGAGUGUGGCUGUGGAGCCUAGUUUUUACCUAUGGAUUAGAAAGGACAACAAAAGCACAAGCAGCAAAAGACAAAGUAGAUAAAUGGGACCUUAUAAAGGUUAAAUACUUUUGUUCAUCAAAAGACUUUUCAAAAAAGUGAAAAACCCGCCAGAGCUUAAAAAUAUAAAAGUGCGUAAGAAGUACGAGAAUGCAAGACUAUAGACUGAAAGAAAAUUUCCAGAAACCAUAUAUCUGAUAAGGGUCUAAUAUCCAAAAUAUAUUAAAAAUUUCUAUAACUUAAAUAGAAAGAUGAACAACCCAGUAAAAAAACAGAAAACAAAAUACUGGCAAAGAUAGGAAAAAAUUGAAACCCUUAUCCAUUGAUGGUGGGAAGACAAACUGGUAUAGCCACUCUGGCAAAGAGUUUGGCAGCGUCUGAAAAAGUUAAACCAUACUACCAUGUGAGCAAGCAGUUCCACUUACAGGGGUAUACCCGAGAGACUUGAAAGUACUGAAGGAAACAAACACAAGUACACCACUGUUCAUUGCAGCACUAUUCAUAAUAGCCAAAAGUUGGAAACUACCUAAUAUCUAUCGGCAGAUGAAGAGAUCAACAAAAUUUGGCACAUACAUACAAUGGAAUAUUACUGAGCCAUAGAGAAAAAUAAAGCCUUGAAACAUCCUGAGUGAAAGAAGUUAAUCACAAAAGGACAAAUAUUGUAUUAUCUCACUUAUAUAAAAUAAUAAGAAAAGGUAAAGGUAUAGAGACCAAUGUUUAUGAGUGUUUAUCAGGCCAUGGGGAAAGAGGGAGCCAUGGUGUAGGAAGCAGUGAGGGAUUGAUUAUGCGUGAUGAUUGCACGUGAUUAAUAUAAUUAAUAUCACUAAACUGCACACCUGAAAAAAAUAUUAAAUUGCAAAUGUUGUUACAUACAGUUUUUUGUAAAGAUAAGGGGAAAAACUUCUACUCACCCUUGUUCUCGUAUCUUCUCUAACUCCUCACUUCCAGAUUGCUGAAAGUCCCCCAGAGCUUUAAAAUAUAAGUGUAUGAGAAGAGAAUGCAAGUUUAUUUUUGUCAGUAGCAGAAGUUGGAAUUUAGUUUACCCUAAAGAAAGCCUGUAGUUCUAGUAAAAGGAGCACACAUAACCCUUGACUUAGAUUCACCAGUCUUAAGAUUUUGCCUCAUCUAUCAAUAUAUCAAUGCAUUAUUACAAUGAAACAUUUAAUGGUUAAUUGCAGACAUACAUUUCACCCUUUAAUAUUUAGCAUCUAUUUCCUAAGAAUAAGGACGGUCAACAAAACGAAAGUAAAUCUUCAAUGUCCCACACAAGAAGACGUCUCCAGUUACCUAUUGUUGUUACUAGGUUUUUUGAAGGUAAAAUCUAAACAAGAUUUACACAUUGCCUUUUUACUUUUAGAUCUCUGUAGUCUGUUUUACAUAGUAUAUUUGCCUUCAGUUUUGUUUUGUUUUAAUAACAUUGACUCUUGAAUAUUACAGGUAAGUCAUUUUCUGGUAAAAUAUCAACAUUCCAAUGGUUUUCUCAUGAUUUUUAAAAUUAGUUUGUCUCCUGUAUUUCUUGUAAAGUGGACGUUGGGACUAGAGCGGUACUGUUUAAUACAAAUGUAAUGCAAGCCACAGAUGGAAUUUUAAAAAAUUUAGUAGCAAUAUGAGAAAAUGAUACAUGUAAACGUGAAUUUUUUUUUUAAAUGGUAUACCUUACUUAAACCCAAUAUAUCUAGUUAUUAUGAAUGUAAAAAUUUGUUAGUGGAAUUAACAACUAAAUUAUAUGGUCAAAUGAGUUCCUUUCUGUGGCCUUUUGCCUUGGUUCUUUGAGAAAAAGUUUGAGAGAUUUUUCCCCUAACCCCUUUGCCCUAAUUUUCUACCCUAGAGGGUGUGUUGCUUUUGUCCAGGUUGAUUGACAUUUCUUGGGUAAGCUGUAAACAACUUGUGGUUUUGAUACUUUUUGCCUGUACCUGGGCUGCAGCCUGCCCUGUGAUUGACAUGCACCUUGCAGGGACUCAUCACUAGACUAUGCAAAUGAAGUUACUAUAAACUAUGCAAAUGAAGUUACUAUGGCCUAGUAUGCAAAUAUAGUAUCUGUGGCCUACUGAGAGGGCAUUGGUAGUAGGACCAUGCCUUAAUAUUGACAAGGGGUUUGUGGAUACAAGCAGCCAAUUCCACAGAGGUUUUUCAGACAGGAAACAAAAGCAGAAGAGAGAAGAAGCAGAGAAAGAAGAGGCAAGGAACCUCCUAAAAGAGCUGUAACAUGGGUCAAAGACUGUAACUUGUAAGUUAGCAAAAGGCCCACAAGGGGCCUUGUGGCAGAGCUGAUGGCACAGAGGCCAAAGGCAGAAAGGCCUGUCCUCUAGGAUCCAAGAGGAGGCCUCUACCGAGGGGGCACGCACAGCAGAGAGAAGGGCCUGCUUGCUUGCACGGCCAAGAGGAGCUGAGAGAGCUGCCCUGCACCAAAGAAGGGAUAAAUGUGCUCUCCACUUCCAGACCUUGCCUGCAUGCUUCCUGAUCCUGAGUUGUAGCCUGUUGAUCCUGAUCCGAAGUUGUACCCUGUUACUUCCUUAAUAAACCACUUAGCUAUAAGUAUGGUCUGCAAGUUCUGUGUGGCUGUUGCAAUGAAUUAUCAAACCCAGAAGAGAAGCAGAGAGUGCCGUGGGAGGGACGGCUGGUCUUGGAAUUGGUAAAAAGUUUGGACAGUGGAGGUAUGUCUGACCCCCACCUUACAGGGAUCAGCUCAACGUGGAUGGAAAUUUUUCAUUGGAAUUGUUUUUUUUUGUAAUAAGUGUCUCUAACAUUUAUUUCUUAAUAAUAAAUUUUCUUGACAGACAUGAUCUGUCUGAUACACUAAAAAAAAAAAUCACUGCAGUCGCACAGCACAGAGUGAUUUAUUUAUUUUUGCUGCAAAGACUUGUUUUCUUUUUUUUAAUUGUUCUUUACAAUUUACAGAACAAGGUUUUACAGAAGGUUUAUAGAACAAACUAGUUUCUCAUUAAACAGGUAGUACACAUAUUGUUUUAUGACAUUGGUUAACAACCCCACAGCAUGUCAUCACUCCUCCUUCUCAACCUUGGGUUCCCUAUUACCAGCUUUCCUGUUCCCUCCUGCCUUCUAGUUCUUGUCCCUGGGCUGGUGUGCCCCUUUAGUCUCAUUUUGUUUUAUGGGCCUAUCCAGUCUUUGGCUGAAGGGUGUCACUGGAAUUUCUCUAUCAGUAUUUACAUUUCAUAGAAUUAACUAUUGAAAAAGUAGAUUCAUGAACCAAGUUUAUGCCAAACAUACUUUUCCCAUAAUUGAAUCAAAUUUACUGUUAAAUGAAUUUGAAAUUAAAUAAAAAUAAGAAUUGAAUUUGCACUAGCCACAUUUCAGGUUCUCAAUAGCCCCAAGAUGUUAGUAGUUAACUAUGUUAGACUGUGCAGGGCUAGAGGAUUUAAAAUUUCCUAGGUGAUGUUGUCUAAUUCAUGUUGUAUGCUAAUAUGCAUUGCCAUCACAUCAAUUCCGACUCAUAGUGACCCUAUAGGACAGAGUAUAACUGCCCCAUAGAGUUUUCAAGGAGUAGCUGGUGAAUUUGAACUGCCAACCUCUUGGUUAGCAGCCUAGUGCUUAACCACUGCACCACCAGAUUCAUCCAUGGUAUGUUUCAUGGACUCUUCAUUCUUUAUCAUUACAUAGUAUUCCAUUAUAUGUGUGUACCACAUUUUGUUUAUCCAUUCAUCCAUUGGUGGACAGUGUUAUGUGAUUUUCCUAUGUGUUGUAAAUCCUACCUCUAUGAUGUUGAUGAAGUGGGAUAGGUGGCAGUUAUGUUAAUGAGGCAGGUCUCAAUCUACAAGGUUGGACUGUGUCUUGAGCCAAUCUCUUUUGACAUAUAAAAGAGAGAAGCAGAGAGACAGGGGGACCCCGUGACACCAAGAAAGCAGUGCCAGGAAGAGAGCACAUCCUUUGGACCCGGGGUUCCUGCAUGGAGAAGCCCCUAAUCCAGGGGAAGAUUGAUGACAAGGACCUUCCUCCAGAACCAACAGAGAAAGCCUGCCCCUGGGGCUGACACCCUGAAUUUGGAUUUCUAGCCUGAUAGACGGAAGGAAUAAACUUAUGUUUUUUAAAGUCAUCCAUUUGUGGUAUUUCUGUUACAGCAGCACUAGAUGACUAAGACUCUUAGGGACUGUAGGUGCCCUACCAGAUGGCCCAGUGCAGGAUUGCCAUCUUGAGAUGAAGCAAACAGCCUUCUUGAAUUAGGAGCACAGGAAGGUAACUUCAUGGAAUCCUCAGUAGGAGACAGAUACUGUGUAGACAAACCUGGAGAAAGCAAGGUGAGCAGAACUUGAAAUAGGUCUAAGGAGGAAAAGUGCAGGUAAGUGGGCAAGAGCCCUAGGGAUCCAGAGCAGGAAGGGAGCCAGAAAAUAAGGACAGAACUACUCACCAGCCAUGGUCCCUAAUAACUUGGGUGGGUGUCUCUGGGAGAGCGGAGGAUCCUUGGAGGGACGUCUAGGGAUCCCCCACACAACCAACUCCAGACAACACCUCUCCUUCACAUUUGGUUGGGGUUGGGUCCUGAUCACUGACUGUCCUCUGCAGAGAGUGCCU